AUGUCUUUCGAGGCUCACUCUCAAAGCGAUGAUGUGGCUGUGGAGUACAGGCACAAUAUCCGCUUGCUUGCAGCAGAAUGCCAGAGCCUCUUUGCUGAAGAAGUGAUUGACAACAUAUCUAUUAGCACUUGUAUUCGUAGAGCCGAGCACAGAUUCCUCUUGUGGGCCAGCUUUCUCGGGGUUUACGGCGAUGAACAGCAAUGCCUUGAUGUCCGAUUGCAGAAUUCUCCGGAAAUGAAAAAUCUCAUCUUGCUUAUGCUGCAAGUGCUGAAGCGAAACCUUGUUCAUGUGAUUGCUGAGCCUUACGAGAUCAGCAAUGACGAUCAAAAGGGUCCUGUAUAUGGGAUUAAUGGUGCAUUGGAUCGUCUUCAUCGCCUGGCUACCAUUAUUCAAAGUGAACAAAGCAUCAACGAGACACGAGUUGCUCAUAAGCUCCGCAGCAGUCGGGUCUUAGAUGAUUUCGGAGAAACUGUUAUGAACUUCCUGCAGAAGCACUUUCCAGAAGCCCCAUUGUCACUACAGCUACAGUUAACAAGAUCAGUCAUACGUCGAACAAAGAACUUAAUAUACUCGAGGCAACAAAGUCAGGCACCUUGGCAAAACAAUCUCAGUAACAGAAUAUCAUUGUUGAGUCUCGAGGCAGAAGGUGGCUCGGCUGAUCCUCUCCGCGCCAACGCUGGAGAAUCCUCUGUGUAUCUGGACAAGAGGGUCACAAAAUUACAUAACAACACUGAUCAACGGGCUCCGAGUACCCACUCGAAUACCUCACAAGGCCUGAACUUCUACCCUGAUCUUCCCUGUCUCAAUGACGGGGAAGGAGAAGUGCCCUGCGAACUUUGUUCAGCUCUGCUGGACAAGACAAUUACCGAAAGUCAAGACGCUUGGCAGAAACAUGUCGAUGAUGAUUUGCGACCCUAUGUCUGUGUUUCGGAAGAAUGUGUGGAAACUGAAUUGCUGUUUCUAACUCCAGCUGACUGGAGAUCUCAUAUGGAGGCAGUACACAGUAUGGAGUGGCCACGGUAUGUUCACCAGGUAGUGUGGACAUGUCCACACUGCCAACAAGCUUCGGUGGAAACAACAUUCACUUCUGCAGAAGAUUUCAGUCGCCACUUGAGGGAAGGCGAUACGAAAUCUCACCGUCUUUGUGUUGGUUCAUUUGAACUGAAGAAACUGACUGUAGAAUGCAAACGAUACAAGCCAAUCAACGAAGGGGAAUGCCCACUUUGCAAGUCCUAUGGGGAAGCAGAUGGUCCUACCAUUGGACUUGAAAGCCACGACGAAUUGGAAGACUUCUACGACCAUUUCAUCCAACAUCUACGAUUUGUUGCAUUUAAAGCAAUCGAAUUAUGGGAUACUCAAACUGUUGCAACACUGAACCAGCAUACAUCUGUUGAGGAUGGUGUACAUCACGUUAGCCAGUUAUCCGACGGUGAGGAUGGGUCUAAGCAGGUCAAGUCCUUUCCUCAUGUUGACGGCCCCUCCCCCUAUCUUCCGGAUGAUACUCUGACUAGUCAUUUCCGGGACGAAAUGGACCGGAUAUCGAUAAGGGGAGUCAAUGGUAAGGAUCAAGUUGUUCCUUAUCUUCCCCUUUCGGCUCUGGAGAAGUACUGGACGGAUGAGCGAGUCAUGGGGAUUCUGAAGUCCCGAGCCAUUCACAUCCCCGAGGAUGUGCGAUCCAUCAACCAAAGCUACAUCAGAAUAUUCUCCAUUCUUGUCUAUAGUGGUUUCUGUGACAAGAUUUCAUGGUUCUUCCAUCACAAUACGUCCAAGUUAGACGACUACGACCUUCCGUUUGAUGGCAGUACCUUGGAGAGUUCCAGUGAAUGGUCUAUCUCUUUUUUGGACCAUCAAUGGAUGUUUUGUCCUGUCGAAAUUACCGAUGGUUAUUGCCACCAGCAGGCCCUGGAUUUGCGAGUUAUUUUACCUGUGACUUAUGGCGAGUACAUCAAAGAACACCGUACGGCACCCGAUGGAGCCAUUUUGCUCAAGGUUGACUUCAACUUUGGAUUUGACUCUUAUCUUUCAAUGGGCGAACAUGUGGUAUUCAAAGUCUACGAGGAUGACAAAGGAGAGAUGCGCUACAACGCCGAGACAGACGCGUACCUCAGACUUCAGAAGCUUCCAAAUGUUUCCAUAACAAAUUAUUUUGCGAGCUUCCACUUUCCAGAGGCCAACAGGUUUGUUAUCGUUUUGGAAUAUGCAAAAGCCGGUUCUCUUGCAGACUACCUAGAGGCAAAUCUACCACCUACGACCCCAGAAGACGCUCUAUCGUUAUGGAAGGCUAUGUUCAAUCUUACUGAGGCCUUAAACUCCUUGACCGCGAUCUAUCAACUGGAUCCCAGGUCACAAACCUUUGUUGGGGUACAUCAAGAGAUCAACCCAGGCAACAUUCUGGUUUUCCCUAGAGGCAAAGGGACAUCCCGAUUUGACGUUCAGUUCAAAUUCAAAGACUUCGGAAUGGCUGCAUCAGGAGCCAUGUCAGCCUCAGACAAAAGGCUAAGGCUCGGAAACGGACGCAACAGAUUUUAUGUCUCCCCAGAGGUGUUCAAUUUCGCAAUCUACGGUAAUAGCGUCAAAGCAAUAUCUCACUUAGUCGACAUCUGGUCACUGGGUGCUCUGUUCAGUGACAUUCUCAUAUGGACAAUCACUGGCACCAGUGGCCAAGAGGAAUACCGCCUUGAACGAAAGGCGGAGGCUUCGCAAGUCCAACACUUCAGUGACCUAGACUAUGUUUGUUGUUUUCACGAUGGUGAGAAAAGACUGAAAGCUAUUGACUACGUUCAUAAUGAAGCCUUGGAAUCCCGGGGCAACGGCGAUUUCGUAUCACCUGCUAUCAGCGAUCUUAUUCUUGACUAUAUGCUUGUUGAGCCCCGCGAUCGGCUAGAUGCUAUGCAAGUCUAUCAAAUAGCCGCAAGCAAGUUCAAAGAAUACCAGAAGUCACUGGACGAUAGUAUUUUGCCGACACUGAAUAGUUCUGAUACCCAGCCUUUUCAUCCAUCAACUCCAUUACACCAGCUUCCUACCGCUCGCGAUACUGUGCCUUCAUCAGAUGCUACAUUCCCACCGACAACACCUACGCAAACAGUCACAACCACAGUCACAACCACAGUCACGACGCCUAUACAGAUAUACAGACCACCAACAAUCACCAUAGAGCACUUCCACCAACAUAUCUCAGCGAACCUACGCGAGGGCAUCAAUGGCGACGGCGAUCAGGUUCUUUAUGUUGUACCAUCCGCUUUGGAUAACUACUGGACUGGACGACGUGUCGAUACCAUCCUGAUCUAUCAACAGCCUCCAGUCGCCCAAAGCUCAGAUUGGAUCAUUAGUGACUUCCCUCGCGUGUUUUCCAUUCUGACCUACAUUGGCCAGCCACAAGAGAUAUCGUUCUUUUGUAGCCAUAUGGAGGGCCUUGAUGACCGACGACUACCCUUCGAUGACAGUUGUUUCCCCCCGACUUGCAAAUGGGCGGGCGACUUCCUACGAGAGCAGUGGAUGUUCAUACCUCUGUUUUUCCCGAAAGACAAGAUCAUUAGUCGUGACGUGCAUCCGAAGACCAUUUUACCUGUUACAUAUCAGAAGCAAAUCACGCAGAAGCGUGGCGGACGUGAUACAGCCACAUUAUGGGAAGUAGAAGUGCAUUCUGGAGGAAGCCUAACGGCAUCGGAAGAUCAGCCUGUUGUCUUUAAGGUAUAUGAGGGCGCUGGGGCAGAAGACUUCUACAAAGCCGAGACGGGUGUUUAUCUCAAGCUCAGCGCCAAGAACAAUAAGUAUAUCACCAAGUACUUUGCUUCAAUUUCAUUCCAGGGAAAGAGGAAAUACAUAAUAGUUCUCGAAUAUGCAGCCGGGGGAUCCCUUCGUGACUUCUUCCGGAACACACCUCCACCUGUCAGCCCGAGCGAGUUCCGAUUACUGUGGAGUAGGUUACUCAAGCUUCUCGAUGCCCUGCACGUUCUACACGAUCUCUACCGACCGGAUGGAGCUCCAAACUGGUUCCUCGCAGGGGUUCACCAAGAUAUCCAGCCAGCAAACAUCCUUGUUUUCCCUGAAAAAGACAAAGACUCCCGUUUUGACGUAAGGUUCAAGCUCACGGACUUUGGGUUGGCAGAAAUCGGCAGAGUCUCAGCUUCGGGAGGAAAGCUGGCGACAGAGAAUAGGGGCAACCGGAUGUACAUUUCACCCGAGAGCUUCGCCAACUUCUCGGUUCAAAACACCGUCCGAACAGAUCUUCCACCAACGGCAGACAUCUGGGCCCUGGGCGCCGUGUUCAGCGACGUCCUUAUCUGGUCGAUUUGUGGUGAGCUAGGUCGUGAACAGUACCGCGUCCGAAGGAGAGCCGAGAUUUCUUCUCAGCGUCAUAUGAAGGAACGCGAUCACGAUGCUUGCUUUCACGACGGAGUGGACCGCCUUGCCGCUGUUGAGGAGUCACAUAAGUUAGCGCUUCAAGACAAAAGAGGCAAUGACAAUAUCUCACCAUAUAUGAGCGAGGUCAUACUGGAUUAUAUGCUCACUAGUGUGGACGAGAGAUUGGCCGCGAUGAAUAUUAGGAUCCGAGCAGAGAAGAAGAUUAAGAACAUGAAGGAAGGCUCACUCGAUAAUGGCCAGGCUGUUGCAAGUGUUCGGCCUACGCAAGCACGUCCAACGUCAACAAAUAGACGAAGAACUGUGCCUACCCCAUCCCUACCAGGUAUGUCGCAGGUAGGAAAUCCUGUGUUGCCAGCUCGCCAAGAGGCAAAUCAGUUCUGUGCUUCCCCCAGGGCCUCUCUGGAUCACUCUACUGCGGAACCCCCUUCACCAGCGCGAUCAGUCACCCAGGUCACAUCUUCUCCAAUGAACAGAGGUCAGCUUCAGGUGCAGACUCCAAAAUCUCCGCCCGCAGUCACGAAGGUUACAGUGAAUGAAGUAUACCAAAUGAUGGAGAAGACCAGCCUUUCGUCCUUCCCCACUCCGUUAGGCAUGAGAUCAGAUAAGGCGAAGGAGAUAAUGAAGCUCCCCGGUAUGGAAGAGGCUCGAAUCAAGAUCGCGAUGGCUAGAGGCAGGGACCAGAUUAUGCUCAUUGAUAACUUCAAAUCCAUGCAACAGUACAGAGCCAAAGUGACGAAGACGGCAAGGGUCAUCAGUUAUGUUGCAAAAGCUGUUGACGAGGACGGUAUGGAGCUUUACGCUGCAUCGGAAAUCGCCAAGAAGCCACGGAUUUGCAAGACUAGCUCGCAGAUCGAGAAAGCAAUCGCCAGGAUGCCGACCGUCGACGGGACCUGUAACAUGAGAGGUUGUCUGGACACAAUACUCGAUCGGGUUCUUGUUGGAAGAAAGGUCAAACCCACGAGCAUCUAUGUCUAUACCGAUGGGGUCUGGGAACCUGGUGUUGAUCAGGUCAAAUUUUCCAUCAAGCGGGCUAUUGACUACCUGAUCAAGUGCGGGCAACCAUCUUCAACACUGAUGUUUCAGUUCGUCCAGUUCGGGAGUGAUACCGAAGGGACUGGCCGGCUGAAGUUUCUGGAUAAUAAGUGCAUAAGAGAGGUAGAGACGGAGAGCUACGAUAUUGUUGAUACCAAGCACUGUGACGAUCAUGUUCCAAAUAUUGUUAUCGGGAGCUUCUCGAGAUACGACGACGAGGUUGGAUCUAGCGAGGAAGGUCAAUUAAGGAUAUGA
Fusarium fujikuroi IMI 58289 is the source of this 5652-nucleotide messenger RNA. RefSeq lists its product as uncharacterized. Bases 1 to 5652 code for a protein of 1883 amino acids. NCBI's taxonomy places the organism in Eukaryota, Fungi, Ascomycota, Sordariomycetes, Hypocreales, Nectriaceae. Gene Ontology annotation, molecular function: protein serine/threonine kinase activity; ATP binding. Gene Ontology annotation, biological process: peptidyl-threonine phosphorylation; peptidyl-serine phosphorylation. The transcript is spliced from 10 exons. The record is from RefSeq and is a predicted model, not a curated record.